GUAUUUAGAAUAUGGUAGCAUUGACAAAGUGAGUGAUGUCUUUCCUCCUGUCUUCUACCUUAAGAAGGCACUGCCUGAUAUCUCCAUUGGCACCACGUGUAAGCAGUGUUCUUGCAAGGAAGAAAAAUGCAUUGGACCAGAGGCAAUUCAGCAGCACUACGGAAAAUAAGUCUGAGAAGAAGUCAUUCUUUCAAAAACUCUUAGGUCCAGAAUCAGUUGUUGCCUCCCCAAAUUUCAAGAGCAGAUGGCUUGUUGCAUUGCCAGCAUUUGCAACCCACAUGUGCAUAGGUGCACCAUAUGCUUGGUCUGCAAUGAGCUGGCCUCUGACGCGGGAGCAUGGAUUUGUGACGUCAGCAGCCUCCGACUGGUCACUUGCAGAGACAACCCUGCCUCUGUCUAUCGUUUUCUUGAUGCAUGGAGUCGUUGCAGCAUUGGCGGGAAAAUGGCAGAUGAAGGUAGGACCGCGAGCUGCUAUUGCUGCUGCUGGAGUUUGCUUUGGUGGAGGCUUGCUCCUCGGGGGCCUUGGUAUAUCUACCCAUAAUCUCUGGCUUGUCUACUUCGGCUAUGGUUUUCUUGGUGGUACCGGACUAGGACUUGCAUACACUCCUCCAGUGCAGGCACUGAUUAACUGGUUCCCUGACAAAAAGGGUGUUGCCUCUGGUUUGACAAUCGCAGGCUUUGGCUCAGGAGCAUUGGUGUUUGAACCACUUGUUAACUUCUUACGUGGGAAAUUCGCAAAGAUGCCUGAAUUCCUUGGGACUCAUGACCAAGUUCAAACAAUUCUAGAAAAUGGAAAGUUAUUCGCUGAUGUUGGUGGUCAGUUAAAAGAGGUUGUCUUGGCAACAGCUGCUGAUUUAGCGAUUCUGCCAUACAAAGGACUUUCAGAAGGAUUGUAUUUGGUUGGAAGUGGAGACUCUGGCAAUGCUGCUGUUCUUGCCACUAUUGGCCUAGCCUACUUUGGUGUAAUGUUGGCAUCAGCAUUUUCAAUGCGUUUGCCAGCACCAGGAUAUGUUCCAGCUGGCUACAUCCCACCCCAGACAUCAUUAGGGGCAGGGCUCCAGAAUGUCAGUGUUGAUACGGUGAUGAAGACUCCACAGUUUUAUCUGUUAGCGACGGUUUUGUUCUGCGUUGCGACUGGUGGCAUGGGGAUGUUUAGUGUAGCUAAACCCAUGGUCUCUGACGUGUUCAGCAGUGCACUACCAUCAGUUGUCACCGCAGCCUUCGGUUCUACCUUUCUUCUUCUCCUUGCUGCUGGCAACCUUGGUGGUCGACUUGGAUGGUCUGCAUUUUCUGAUAAAUUCGGACGUCGCAACACUUUCCAUGUAAUUGCCCUAGGAAGCUUGCCCCUCUACCUUGGAGUACCUUUCCUUGUUGAUUCUGUCGUGAACACACAUUCAGUACUGCCUUUGUAUUUAUUCUGCACCUCCACCGCCCUUGCUAUCAGCUUAUACGGUGGUGCAUAUGCAUCCCUUCCUGCAUACGAGGCCGACCUCUUUGGCUCGAAAUACGUUGGUGCUAUUCAUGGAAGGUUUCUACUAGCGAGCUCUGCAGCAUCACUAGCUGGUCCUACGAUUCUGUUGACACUAAGGCAAUACGCAGAACGAACAGCAAUUGCAGAUCUCCUUUCCAAGUGCGAUCCUGCGAAGUUUAAAGCGUGCUUUGGAGAAGAAAUUGACAAAUGCCAAUCGUUGAUUGAAGCAAAGACCAUUACAAUCAACAAAUUGAUGGACAUUGUGCCGGUUGGGACGCAAGAUCCAACUCCUUACCUCUACAACACGACCAUGUUUACAAUGGCGGGCUUCAUGGCCUUAGCUGCUCUCAGCAAUUACUUGGUCAAGAAUGUUGACCGAAAGUAUUUUGAAAAAGUUGCAGAAAAGAAGCAAUGAGAAUUCCAGAAAAAAGUGAAAUGAACUGAAUUUUCAUUCGUUUCAUAACAAUUUUGUUUGAGGAGUGUUGAGGGUUUUAGCGUUGCUUGUCAACAAUUCUAUGUUUGAUAUGGUUACUAGUGUGUCACAAUUAAAGCAAUAGUCUAACAAUAAACGAAUUUGUAAGUUGCAUAAAUAUGGAUAUUCUGAAUAGGCCGUUAUGACGCUCAGGCUGGGGGUAAGCACAGGACAGUAGACAUUACUGGAUCGUAAUAAUAAAAGUUCACGUGAACCCAAAAAAGUAUUACCACUAACCUCGGCGAUUCUAAUCAUUUACAAAUGCAUUAAGUCAUUUUGCUAAUCUUUCUUAGGCAUCUGAAGGCAUUGCUUACGAGAAUCCGGGCCGUCUAGGAAAAGUCUUUUCCCGCCAAGCCUAGGAAAUGAUACUAUCAUAAUGUUAGUGAAUAAUAUCUGAAUCAACCAAUUUUCAUCAGAAAUUUAUAAGAAACUUUCUGAUGAUAGCAAUGUAAACAAAUUUUAAAAUUAGCGUUUUGUGCAUGAAGAUGUGUUUUCGAUCAUUUAGUUUUGAAUCAGUGGGGGUUGAAUCAGUGGGGGUUUCAGACAUUAACCAAUGUUUGUGUUUUAAUUGAGCACGAUUUUUAAUCAAAUCUUCUAGUUUAUUUUCGUAUGUGAAACAAGAUAUUUCUUCAAAUAUAAGUAACUUUGUCAAGUUUUGUGUUUUUAAGUUCAUGCAUGCAAUAAGCAAGGAUAAUAAUAUAUUGAUUCUAUUUUAAAUCACAGCAAAGGUC
Rhopilema esculentum is the source of this 2674-nucleotide messenger RNA. RefSeq lists its product as uncharacterized. Lineage: Eukaryota; Metazoa; Cnidaria; Scyphozoa; Rhizostomeae; Rhizostomatidae. Gene Ontology annotation, molecular function: transmembrane transporter activity. The record is from RefSeq and is a predicted model, not a curated record. Gene Ontology annotation, biological process: transmembrane transport.